AUGAUUCUCAUCACCAUUGGAGUCCUGGCCCUCCAGGGCGGCUUCGUCGAACACAUCAACCUUGUGCGCAGGGCCGCCGAACAACUCAAGAUCCAUGUCGACGCCAUCGAGGUGCGGACCGCGCAAGAACUUGCCCGAUGCGACGGCCUCAUCAUCCCAGGUGGCGAGAGCACCACCAUCUCUUUUGUCGCAGCUCAAUCCCGUCUGCUUGAGCCUCUAAGACAUUACGUAAAAGUCCAAAAGAAGCCCGUCUGGGGGACAUGUGCAGGUCUCAUCCUCCUCUCCGACGAGGCAAACGCCACCAAGAAGGGUGGCCAGGAACUCGUCGGCGGGCUAGGCGUCCGCGUCCACCGCAACCACUUCGGUCGCCAGAUCGAAAGCUUCCAGUCCGACUUGGAGUUGCCGUUCCUCGGUGAAGGUGCUGCUCCCUUCCCCGGGGUGUUCAUACGCGCCCCCGUCGUGGAGGAGAUUCUCAAGGGCUCCGGCCCUGGCGAGGACGUCCAGGUCUUGGCCAAGCUUCCGGGUCGCCUGAACAAGAUAAAGGCGGGUGUCUCGCAGGCGAAUACCAAGGAUGAUUCUGGCGAUAUCAUUGCCGUGAAGCAGAGCAAUGUGCUGGGAACUAGUUUCCACCCGGAGCUCACGAACGAUGUGCGUAUUCACGCAUGGUGGCUGAAAAGCAUCUUGGGACAAUAG
Molecule: messenger RNA, 693 nt
Organism: Metarhizium album ARSEF 1941
Lineage: Eukaryota; Fungi; Ascomycota; Sordariomycetes; Hypocreales; Clavicipitaceae
Product: pyridoxine
Exons: 2
Coding region: 1-693 (230 amino acids)
Biological process (GO): pyridoxine metabolic process; pyridoxal 5'-phosphate biosynthetic process
Cellular component (GO): glutaminase complex; cytosol
Molecular function (GO): glutaminase activity
Source: RefSeq, a predicted model, not a curated record